Molecule: messenger RNA, 3315 nt
Organism: Lactuca sativa (garden lettuce)
Lineage: Eukaryota; Viridiplantae; Streptophyta; Magnoliopsida; Asterales; Asteraceae
Source: RefSeq, a predicted model, not a curated record
AUGGCGAAUAUCAUCAAGAAAAUGUUUACAUAUCACCUUUUAGUGUGUCAAAUUUGCAACAUUGUGAUUGAAAAUGAGGCUCGUAUGAAUCGUGAUUAUUGGAUGUACAACACUUCACGUUUUUCUCAAUUUUAUAUAGAGGGUGUUCAAACUUUUAUUAGGGUUGCCGAAGAAAAUCGCUUAGAAAAAGGAAGUGGAUCGAUUUGUUGUCCUUGUAACGUUUGUAAAAACUUUAAAACAUUUAAUUGUACCGAAGAAAUAGAGUAUCAUUUGUUGCAAAAUGGUUUUGUGCCUAAUUACACUUGUUGGUCAAGAUAUGGAGAAACACUACUUGAUUGUAGUACAUCCUCGACCAAUUUACAUAUUAAUAAUAGUACAUGCAACAAAGAUUCAUAUGUUGUUGAUGAUGAUCACCAGUCAAAUGAUCCCAAUGACAAUUUCAAUGAAAUGUUCGAUGACAUGGAGGCUAAUAUGGGUGAUGUUGAACAAGAAAAAUUACAUGGCCUAUUUGAAGAAGCAGAAACACCGUUAUAUAGCGGUUGCAAAUUUAUGAAACUUGAUGUUGUAUUGAGGUUGAUGAACUUAAAGUCGAAAAACGGAUGGAGUGAUAAAAGUUUCACAAGUCUAUUAGUGCUUUUGCAUGACAUUCUUCCGGAAGACAAUGCAUUACCCAUUUCUACAUACCAAGCAAAAAAACUAAUGUGUCCGAUGGGAUUGGAAGUUGAAAGAAUACAUGCAUGUCCAAAUAACUGUAUGUUGUAUAGAAAGGAGUUCGAGAAUAAACAUAAUUGUGUUUUUUGCGGUGCAUCAAGGUAUAAACGGAAAAAAGAUUUGGAUGAAGUUGACGAUGAUGUGACAAAAAAUGGACCACCGGCUAAAAUGUUGUGGUAUCUCCCUAUUAUACCCAGACUGAAAAUGUUAUUUUCAAACGAAAAAGAAGCAAAGUUACUUUGUUGGCAUUCGGAAGAACGUGAAACUGACAGAAAACUAAGACAUGUUGCAGAUUCACCUCAGUGGAGAAACAUUGAUAAGAAGUAUCCUGAAUUUGGAAAAGAGAUGAGAAACAUACGGUUUGGGCUUAGUUCAGACGGGAUCAAUCCUUUUGGGAACAUAAGCAGUCGUCAUAGUACGUGGCCGGUUCUUUUGUGCAUUUACAAUCUUCCACCGUGGUUAUGCAUGAAACGGAAAUACAUUAUGAUGUCGUUGUUGAUUCAGGGGCCGAGACAACCUGGUAACGAUAUUGAUGUGUAUUUGUCUCCUUUGAUUGAUGACUUAAAAACUCUUUGGAGUUCGGGUGUAGACGUAUAUGAUGCUUAUAAGAAACAACACUUUCAAUUGCGGGCCAUGAUUUUUUGUACUAUAAGUGAUUUUCCAGCGUACGGUAACUUGUCAGGAUACAAAACAAAGGGUAAGAAAGCUUGUCCAGUUUGUGAAGAUCAAACAAGCUCGAUAUGGUUAAAAAAUUGCAAAAAAAUUGUAUACAUGGGACAUCGAAGAUUCCUUCCGAAGAUUCAUCGUUUUAGGAAGAAAACUAUUGAGUUUGAUGGAAGUAUCGAGAUCAGAACGAUGAGGAAACGAUUUGAUGCAUUUUCACGAGUUGCAAGUAUAAAUGUAGUGUUGGGAAAAAGAUUUCGUGUUGAUAAAGAUGCCCUUUGGAAAAAAAAGUCAAUUUUUUUUGAAUUGCCUUACUGGAGACAUUUGUAUGUUAGACAUUGUCUAGAUGUUAUGCAUAUUGAAAAAAACGUAUGUGAGAGCUUGAUAUGCUUAUUAUUAGGUAUGAUGCAUAAAACUAGAGAGUUUAAUAUCCGAAAGGACAUGGUCGAGAUGGGGAUACGUGAAGAUCUUGCUCCCGAACAGAGUGCUAACCGUGUUUAUCUCCCAACUGCUUGUUAUACUACAUCCAAAGAAGAAAAAAUAAAGUUUUGUCAAUGUUUACAUGAUAUUAAGGUUCCAUCAACUUAUUCUGCAAACAUUAAAAGAUUUGUGUCGAUGAAAGACUGUAAAUUGUUUGGAAUGAAGUCUCAUGAUUGUCAUGUUUUGACGACACAUAUGAUUCCUAUCGCAAUUCGUGGAAUUUUACAAGAUGAUGUACGACAUUCUAUCACUAAGCUUUGCUUGUUUUUUAACAACAUUCACUCAAAGGUUAUUGACAUAGAAGAUUUGGAUAAAUGGGAGAAAGACGGUUAUGUUACACUUUGUGAAUUAGAGAUGCACUUUCCACCCUCAUUUUUUGAUAUAAUGGUUCACUUGAUAUCUCACAUCGUACGAGAGAUUAAGGCUUGUGGUCCCGUAUUCUUACGGUACAUGUACCCUUUUGAAAGAUACAUGGGUAUCCUAAAAGGUUACGUAAGGAACCGUAAUCGACCUGAGGGCAGUAUUGUUGAAGGGUAUACUUCUCAAGAGGUGAUUGAGUUCUGCCAAGGCUAUAUGAAAGAUGUCGAAAGUGUUGGUGUUCCUAAAACUCGUCAUUCAGGUCGACUUGAAGGUAAGGGACGAGUCGGUUUAAAAAUAACCAUGCCAACAUAUGAAGAGUUACAAGUUGCACAUUUAGUGGUCCUAAAACACAUGAAAUGUCUUACUCCAUACAUUGAUGAACACAUGGACAUGUUGAAGUCGAAAUACCCGGGCAAGGAACAAAUGUGGUACAUAAACAAUCAUAAUAAAGAGUUUUCAAGGUGGCUGAAAAAUAAGGUAGCAGAAACUAAUGUUGAUGAAACUGUGAAAAGAUUGGGACAUGGGCCAGAUUGUAGAGUUAAAUCUUAUGAAAGGUAUGACAUUAACGGGUAUACCUUUUACACGAAAGAUCAAGAUCAAAAAAGUACAAUGCAAAAUAGUGGAGUUACAAUGAUAGCAUCAACGACCGAAUUCGACAGACGGGAUCAUGAUACUUUGAUAAGAAUAGCCAAAGAUUCUUAUUACGGUGUUAUACAAAAUAUUUGGGAGUUGAACUAUUUUGACUUCGUUAUUCCCGUGUUCAAAUGCAAGUGGGUGAAUAACCGUACAGGUGUUCAAGUCGACAAAGAUGGUUUUACACUUGUCGACCUUACAACUAAUGGCUAUGCAUCUGAACCAUUCGUUCUUGCAAAACAUGUCACACAAGUUUUCUAUGUCAAAGACCCGAGCAAACAAAAAGAGCACAUCGUCUUACAAGGUAAACGACGAAUUGUUGGUGUUGAUAAUGUCGUUGAUGAGGAAGAAUACGAUCACUUUGAUGAUCUACCACCAUUUUCGGUCAAUAUUGAACUUGAUAAUUACGAUAAUGUCGAAUGCACAACAUUCGUACGAUCUAACAUUGAAGGGACAUAUGUUGAUUAA